Symbiodinium pilosum is the source of this 711-nucleotide messenger RNA. NCBI's taxonomy places the organism in Eukaryota, Dinophyceae, Suessiales, Symbiodiniaceae. The record is from the annotation of a GenBank genome assembly.
GUGAUGGGCUGUCCUGGCGCAGAUCAGAUCAAAUGUCUGCGGGCUUUGCCUGUCAGCAGCUUCUUCAACUUCUCGAAUUCCACCUUCCACGAGGAGCUGGGGAAGAUCCAGGGCCUGGGCAAGUGGGGCCUGGCCAAGGGCAUUGCUGCAGCCGCGUGGUCCGCUCUGGGUUUCGAGGGCAACUAUCGCUCCAGGGGGCUGGAGCUGGGGGAUCUGCCCAUUACUUCUGGGCCACUUUGGCCCGUCCUGGCGGUCGGUUCGCGCCCCAGAUGACCAGCGAAGUGGGCUACGUCAUUGAUGGAUCCGAGAAGGGCUUGCCAGCAGCCCCACGUGAGCUCUACGAAAGUGGGCGUGUGAACCCAGCCAAGGUGUACCUCAACCACGGCGCUGAUGAGGGGACUGUGUUCGCUCUCAUCAUGUACGCGGCCUACCCAUGGUACGAGGCGCCUUCUCUCUCCCACGCAGCGACGGACGACAUCAUGAAGUGGGCGUUCAACUCAUCUGUGGCGGAACUCUAUCCGCACGGAAGCGGAUCCUCGGCUCCCUUUUACCGGAUGAGCAGGGCCAUCUCAGACAGCACCUUUGUUUGCCCACACCGUCGUUUUGCAACAGCGCUUUCGAAGCAGCGACCUAACUCGGUCUUCUACGCCGAGACACCUUUUGCCGGCGGCGACUUGCAUGACAGCAACUGGCUCACAGCGGUGAUUCAUC